CGGCGUGGCCGAGGCCGUGGUGGUCGUGUGCCCAAUGGAGACCAUCAAGGUGAAGUUCAUCCAUGACCAGACCUCCGCCAACCCCAAAUACAGAGGCUUCUUUCACGGGGUCAGGGAAAUCGUGCGGGAGCAAGGGCUGAAGGGCACGUACCAGGGCCUUACGGCCACCGUGCUGAAGCAAGGGUCCAACCAGGCCAUCCGCUUCUUCGUCAUGACCUCCCUGCGCAACUGGUACCGAGGGGACAACCCCAACAAGCCCAUGAAUCCGCUGAUCACCGGUGUGUUUGGAGCCAUCGCGGGCGCAGCCAGUGUCUUCGGGAACACGCCUCUGGACGUGAUCAAGACCCGGAUGCAGGGCCUGGAGGCGCACAAGUACCGAAAUACGUGGGACUGCGGCCUGCAGAUCCUGAGGAACGAAGGGCUUAAGGCAUUCUACAAGGGCACUGUCCCCCGCCUGGGCCGGGUCUGCCUGGAUGUGGCCAUCGUGUUCGUCAUUUAUGAUGAGGUGGUGAAGCUGCUCAACAAGGUGUGGAAGACAGACUGAGCCCCGGAGUCGAGGGGCUGCCCCAGCCACUCCAGACUGGCUCCCACCACCCCUUCUCACAAUUCCAGUGCUGUUGUGCCAAAAGGCCCCUCCCCCAUCCCUCUCACUCCAUGGCCUGGGUCUGCCCCUGUGGCCGUGAGUUCACGUGUCCCGUAGUGCCGUGAGUCCCCUGUAGUCUGUAUGAUGCCACAUUGUGUCCAUGUGUCCAGCUGAGGCUGGGUGUCCCUCUGGCCUGUGAAUCUGUGCCCACUUGUCCACGUGCUUACUCAUGUGUGCCUGUGUUUCAUGUUUUAAGUCCUGUGACCCUGUGCCCGCUUCCCGGGGUGCCCGUGUGGCCUGGUCCACGGCCCUGUAGCCAUGGCCGGGUCCCAGCCCGGUGCCUUCCACCCUGGGCAGCAGGGGCACCCGCCCCGGCCUACCACAGCUGCCUCCGGGCCUCAACCUGGCCUCACUGCAUUCCAGGGGCUGCGUGCCCCCCGCUUCUCCUGCCACUGGCCUUAACUGGCCCUCGGGCCCUCCCUCCGCCCGGGACAGGGUGGCACCUGCCACUCUCAGGACCACCCUUCCAAGGCAGAAUAAACCGGAUCCUGUUGAGCUUCC
Messenger RNA from Vicugna pacos (alpaca), 1144 nucleotides. The record is from RefSeq and is a predicted model, not a curated record. NCBI's taxonomy places the organism in Eukaryota, Metazoa, Chordata, Mammalia, Artiodactyla, Camelidae.